This is a messenger RNA of Dromiciops gliroides (monito del monte), 8051 nucleotides long. RefSeq names its product dedicator of cytokinesis 8 (gene DOCK8). Gene Ontology annotation, biological process: small GTPase-mediated signal transduction; positive regulation of T cell migration; positive regulation of establishment of T cell polarity. Gene Ontology annotation, molecular function: guanyl-nucleotide exchange factor activity. Lineage: Eukaryota; Metazoa; Chordata; Mammalia; Microbiotheria; Microbiotheriidae. The record is from RefSeq and is a predicted model, not a curated record. Gene Ontology annotation, cellular component: cell leading edge.
UCCACCCAGAAUUGACAGAUGAGGCUCACUUCUCCCUCAGCAUGCCCGGCUGCCGCUGCUCUCUUGCUCACCGCCCUCUUCUGCCCAACCCGGGACCCUAGACGCCACGCAGGAGAGAGCGCCGGGCAUGGCCACGCUGCCCACCGCCGAGCGCAGGGCAUUCGCCCUUAGGAUCAACAGGUAUUCGUCAGCUGAAAUAAGAAAGCAGUUUACUCUCCCACCAAACCUCGGACAGGUUUAUCACCGGAGUGUAAGCCUUUCUGGCUUUCCCUCUCUUCAACUACCUCAGUUUUAUGACCCAGUGGAGCCAGCAGAUUUUGAAGGACUUCUGAUGACACAAUUGAGUAGCCUGGAUGCGGAACUCAUACAAGAACUUGGCGACUUCACGGAGGAUGAUCUGGACGUCGUCUUUACUCCAAAAGAAUGCCGGACCGUACAAGCUUCUUUGCCAGAGGAAGGGGUUGAACUGGAUCCUCAUGUCAGAGACUGUGUUCAGACAUAUAUUCGGGAGUGGCUCAUUGUGAACAGAAAAAUUCAAGGAAGUUCUGAUUCUUAUGGCUUUAAGAAGACUGGAUCUCGAAGGGAUUUCCACAAGACACUUCAGAAACAGACUUUCGAAUCAAGAACAUUAGAGAGUAAUGAGUCAAGUUCUCAGGCAGGCCCUCGAACCUUAAAAGUGCUGUGUGAUGUAUCUGGAAGAAGUACUCUCACUUCCUGUGACUUUGACCUUCGGAGCCUACAGCCUGAUCAGCGGCUGGACAACCUUCUACAGCAAGUCAGUGCAGAGGACUUUGAAAGACAGAAUGAAGAAGCUCGAAGGACCAAUAGACAGGCCGAACUCUUUGCCCUGUACCCAUCUGUGGAUGAGGAGGAUGCUGUGGAAAUACGGCCACUGCCAGAUUGUCCGAAGGAACACCUGGGCAAUAGGAUUUUGGUCAAGCUGCAGACUCUGAAGUUUGAGAUAGAAGUAGAACCUUUAUUUGCAGCAUUUGCCCUCUAUGAUGUGUAAGAACGGAAAAAGAUUUCAGAAAAUUUCCACUGUGACCUCAAUUCUGACCAAUUCAAAGGAUUUUUGCGGGCUCACACACCCUUUGUUGACCCCUCUAGUCAGGCCAGAGCUGCAGUAUUCUCAGUCACCUACCCAUCUUCAGAUAUCUACCUUGUCAUUAAGAUUGAAAAAGUUCUCCAGCAGGGAGAGAUUGGCGACUGUGCAGAGCCCUACAUGGUUAUCAAAGAAAGUGAUGGUGGGAAGAGCAAAGAAAAGGUUGAGAAGUGAAAAUUUCAAGCUGAGUCCUUCUGCCAGCGCUUGGGAAAAUCGAUGCCUUUUGCCUGGGCUCCCAUAAAUUUAACAAUUUCUUUAAUGUUUAUACCUUGAUAGAGAGAUAGCAAUAUGGAAACCAUGGUUGGGAAAAGUUCUAUGGGAGAGAGGAGAACACUGUCCCAGUCUAGAAGACUUUCUGAGAAAAGCUUAAGCUUAGAAGACAGUUAUACUGGCUCGAAUUUCAAAACUAUCACCAUGACUGUAAACAGCUUUUUCAAACAGGAAGGAGACCGUCUUAGUGAUGAAGACUUACUCAAAUUUUUGGCUGACUACAAAAGAUCCUCAUCCUUACAGAGAAGAGUGAAGUCAAUACCAGGUUUACUUAGGCUAGAAAUCUCCCCAGCCCCAGAGGUACUAAACUGCUGUUGUCUGACUCCUGAGCUGUUACCUGUGAAACCAUUUCCUGAAAAUCGGACCCGCCCACACAAAGAGGUUCUGGAAUUCCCAAUUAAAGAAGUUUAUGUCCCUCAUACUGUCUACAGAAAUCUUCUCUAUGUCUACCCACAGAGGCUGAACUUUGCUAACAAAGUGGCAUCUGCAAGGAACAUUACAAUUAAGAUCCAAUUUAUGUGUGGAGAAGACCCUAACAGUGCUAUGCCGGUCAUCUUUGGAAAAUCCAAUGGCCCUGAAUUUCUGCAGGAAGUAUACACAGCCAUCACAUACCAUAACAAGUCUCCUGACUUUUAUGAAGAAGUGAAGAUUAAAUUACCAGCUAAACUCACAGUCAGUCACCAUCUUCUGUUCACAUUCUACCAUAUCAGCUGUCAUCAAAAGCAAGGCACUUCAAUAGAAAGUCUCCUGGGAUAUUCGUGGUUGCCGAUUCUCUUUAAUGAACGCCUUCAAACUGGACCUUACUGUCUUCCUGUUGCUUUGGAAAAAUUGCCCCCCAACUACUCAAUGCACUCCCCAGAGAAGGUUCCUCCACAGAACCCUCCCAUUAAAUGGGCUGAAGGUCACAAGGGAGUUUUUAACAUUGAAGUCCAGGCUGUUUCUUCUGUCCACACCCAGGACAACCACUUGGAGAAGUUUUUUACUCUGUGUCACUCUCUGGAAAGCCAAGUCACCUUUCCCAUCAGAGUCCUGGACCAAAAGAUCACAGAAGCUAACCUGGAGCAUGAACUGAAACUGAGCAUCAUCUGUCUGAAUUCCUCCCGCCUGGAGCCCCUUGUGUUGUUUUUACACCAGAUUUUGGAUAAGCUCUUUCAGCUGUCAGUACAGCCCAUGGUCAUUGCGGGUCAGACAGCCAAUUUUUCCCAGUUUGCCUUUGAAUCUGUGGUUUCAAUAGCAAACAGCCUCCACAACAGCAAGGACCUGAGCAAGGACCAGCAUGGGCGGAACUGCCUCUUGGCCUCCUAUGUCUACUAUGUUUUCCGCCUUCCUGAUGUUCAAAGGGAAGUGUCUAAAUCAGCCGUUGGGUCCAGUCACCCAGAUCCUCGCUACCAUACGUAUGGCCGAACGUCAGCAGCCGCUGUGAAUUCCAAACUGCUGCAGGCCCGCGUGAUGAGCAGCAGCAAUCCAGACAUUGCCGGGAUGCACACCUCACCAGAUGAGGAAGUUAAAAACAUCAUGUCUUCAAAGGCUGCUGAUCGUGUGUGUAAUCGGAUGUCUUACUACAGCCAAGGGAACAAUGACACGCCAAGUUCCACUACAGUUCCAAGACCAGCCAGCAAGAAGCACUUCCAUGAGGAACUGGCGCUGCAGAUGGUGGUCAGCACUGGCAUGGUGAGGGAAUCGGUCUUCAAGUAUGCCUGGUUCUUCUUCGAACUUCUGGUGAAGAGCAUGGCCCAGUAUGUGCAUAACAUGGACAAAAGGGAUAAUUUUCGGAGAACUCGUUUUUCAGAUCGCUUCAAAGAUGACAUCACAACUAUCGUUAACGUGGUCACCUCUGAGAUUGCAGCCCUCCUAGUAAAGCCUCAAAAGGAAAAUGAUCAAGCAGAAAAAAUCAACAUCAGCCUGGCUUUUUUCCUCUAUGACCUUCUUUCCCUAAUGGAUCGGGGCUUUGUGUUUAACCUAAUCAAACACUAUUGUAAUCAGCUGUCAGCCAAGCUCAAUAACCUCCCAACUCUGAUUUCCAUGAGGCUGGAGUUUCUGAGAAUCCUCUGUAGUCAUGAGCAUUACCUCAACCUGAACCUCUUCUUCAUGGCUCCUGAUGCUGCUCCGGCCUCUCCCAACCCCUCCAUCUCUUCCCAGAACUCCAGCUCUUGUUCCAGCUUCCAGGACCAGAAGAUUGCCAGUAUGUUUGACCUGUCUCCUGACUACCGCCAGCAGCACUUCCUGACGGGACUUCUCUUUACUGAAUUGGCUGCUGCACUUGAUGCUGAGGGUGAAGGAAUCAUCAAGGUGCAGAGGAAAGCCAUCAGUGCCAUCCAUGGCCUACUGAGCUCUCAUGACCUGGAUCCCCGCUGCUCCAAACCCGAAGUCAAGGUCAAAGUGGCUGCCCUCUAUCUCCCUCUGGUCGGCAUCAUCAUGGAUGCUUUGCCACAACUCUAUGACUUUACAGUUUCAGAUGUUCGUGGUGGGAAAGGUCGUCCAAAUAGCUCAGAUGAAGAACAAGAAGGUGGAAGUCCAAUUAAUCAAAGUGUAGCCCAAGCCAUCGCUGGAAAUAAUUUCAACCUCUUGAAGACAUCUGGGGCAUCUCUAUCUUCCUUGCCCUACAAGCAAUACAAUGUGCUAAAUUCUGAUACCACCCGCAACCUCAUGAUCUGUUUCCUGUGGAUCAUGAAAAAUGCAGACCAGAGCCUCAUUCGAAAGUGGAUUGCAGACCUACCAUCAAUGCAACUGAACAGGAUUUUAGAUCUACUUUUCAUCUGUGUCUCAUGUUUUGAGUACAAGGGAAAACAAAAUUCUGACAAAGUCAGUACCCAAGUCCUUCAGAAGUCAAGAGAUGUGAAGGCACGGCUAGAAGAGGCCUUACUGAGAGGAGAAGGUGCCAGAGGGGAAAUGAUGCGCCGCUGUAAAACACCAGCAGGGAAUGACCGGUUUCCAGGACUAAAUGAAAACCUGAGAUGGAGGAAAGAGCAGACACAUUGGCGACAGGCUAACGAAAAGUUAGAUAAAACAAAGGCAGAGUUAGAUCAAGAAGCCCUGAUUAAUGGCAACCUGGCCACGGAAGCAAAUUUAAUCAUCCUAGAUAUGCAGGAAAAUAUUAUCCAGGCCAGCUCUGCCCUGGACUGCAAAGACAGCCUGCUGGGAGGGGUCCUGAGGGUCUUGGUGAACUCCCUGAGCUGUGACCAGAGCACCACCUACUUGACUCACUGCUUCGCCACACUCCGAGCUCUCAUUGCCAAGUUUGGAGACCUGCUGUUUGAGGAGGAGGUGGAGCAGUGUGCUGACCUGUGCCAACGAGUAUUGCAUCACUGCAGCAGCAGCAUCCACAUCACGCGGAGUCAAGCCUGUGCAACCCUCUACCUACUCAUGAGAUUUAGCUUUGGUGCCACCAGUAAUUUUGCAAGAGUGAAGAUGCAAGUAACAAUGUCCCUGGCUUCUUUGGUUGGCAAAGCAUCAGAUUUUAAUGAGGAAUACUUGAGAAAAUCCUUACGAACCAUCUUGGCAUAUGCAGAAGAGGAUACAGCUAUGCAGGCAACUCCUUUUCCUGCCCAGGUAGAAGAACUUCUCUGCAACCUCAACAGCAUUUUGUCAGACACGGUGAAAAUGAGAGAGUUUCAGGAAGAUCCAGAGAUGCUUAUGGAUCUCAUGUAUAGAAUUGCCAAGGGAUAUCAGACAUCUCCUGAUCUGAGACUGACCUGGCUUCAGAAUAUGGCUGAAAAACACUCCAAGAAGAAAUGCUACACAGAAGCAGCCAUGUGCCUGGUGCAUGCAGCUGCCCUGGUGGCUGAGUACCUAAGCAUGCUGGAGGACCACUGCUACCUGCCUGUGGGAAGCGUGAGCUUCCAGAAUAUCUCUUCCAAUGUUCUGGAAGAAUCUGCGGUCUCUGAUGACAUCCUGUCCCCUGAUGAGGAUGGUGUGUGUUCUGGGAGAUACUUCACAGAGAGCGGCCUGGUUGGGCUGUUGGAACAGGCUGCUGAGCUUUUUAGCACGGGAGGAUUAUAUGAAACCGUCAAUGAGGUCUACAAGUUGGUCAUCCCCAUACUAGAAGCUCACCGGGACUUCAGGAAGCUGACCUCAACUCAUGACAAACUGCAGAAGGCUUUUGAUAACAUCAUAAGCAAGGGUCACAAGCGAAUGUUUGGAACCUAUUUCCGAGUUGGUUUCUAUGGCUCCAAAUUUGGUGAUUUGGAUGAGCAGGAAUUUGUUUAUAAAGAACCUGCAAUUACCAAGCUUCCGGAAAUUUCACACCGACUAGAGGCAUUUUAUGGUCAAUGUUUUGGUGCAAAUUUUGUGGAAGUAAUUAAAGAUUCUAUUCCUGUGGACAAAACCAAGUUGGAUCCUCACAAGGCCUACAUACAAAUCACUUUUGUGGAGCCUUAUUUUGAUGAGUAUGAGAUGAAAGACAGAGUAACCUACUUUGAGAAGAACUUUAACCUCCGAAGAUUCAUGUACACAACCCCCUUCACCCUGGAGGGACGGCCCCGGGGUGAGCUGAAUGAACAGUACAGGAGGAACACCAUCCUGACCACCAUGCAUGCCUUCCCCUACAUCAAGACCAGAAUCAGAGUCAUCCAAAAGGAAGAGUUUGUGUUGACCCCAAUAGAAGUUGCCAUUGAAGAUAUGAAGAAGAAGACCCUAGAGUUGGCUGUGGCCAUCAACCAGGAGCCACCGGAUGCCAAGAUGCUUCAGAUGGUGUUACAAGGCUCUGUGGGAGCCACUGUGAAUCAGGGACCACUAGAGGUAGCCCAAGUGUUCUUGGCCGAAAUUCCAGCUGACCCAAAACUUUACCGGCAUCACAACAAGUUGCGAUUGUGUUUUAAGGAAUUCAUAAUGCGAUGUGGCGAAGCUGUGGAGAAAAAUAAACGUCUCAUUGCUUCAGACCAGAGAGAGUAUCAACAAGAGCUCAAGAAGAACUACAACAAACUAAAAGAAAACCUCAGGCCCAUGAUUGAGCGGAAAAUCCCUGAGCUUUACAAGCCAAUAAUCAGAGUUCAAAGUGAAAAAAGGAACUCUUUCCACAGAUCUAGUUUCAGGAAAUGUGAAACCCAGUUGUCACAGGGCACCUAAGUAAAAGCUGCCUUCACCCAUACAGACUGAAGCCUGGGAGGCCCAGGAAGAGAACACUCCAAUGCUUUGUAGAAAAAAAAGAAAAAGAAAAAGAAAAAAAAAAAGGACAUUCUCUACCCACAGCAGCCCACAUAUCCCCUGACAGGCAGCCAGACAGCUGGGAGACCGACUAUACAACACCCAAGGGAGAAGUGGAAAUUCUACCACAUCUGUCCUGAUCUGAUUUUGGUGGGUGGGGAAGAACAUGGGGGUGAGAGAAGGACACAGGGGACCAGCUUGGGCUCCUUGUGUAUUUAUUGAAUCAUGUUUUUCAUAGGAUAGUACAAAACAAGGCAUUUGAAAAAAAAAAUCAUCAUUUCCUGCUGAAUGGCCAAUCACUGUUUACCCAGAGGGACAACUUCCUGUGGCUUCCCUUUGGGUUUGGUUGGAUAACUUGAAAUCACCUGAGGCACGAUGGAAAAUGUUACUCUCUCUAUGGGGUAGGGUGAAGGGAACUCUUUCAAUAGAUAUGUAGGGAAGAAAACAAUUUUCUCGUUUGAAGUUUCAAAGUUCCAAUGGUCAGUCAUGUAAAGGUCAACUACUUAUUUAUAAAAAUAUGUCUGGAGGCUAACUGUGGUUGUACAUGUAGUUGCACAAUUUCAUUUUACUUAAUUAUCAUGAUGAUGUUAAGUUAAAUUAGCAUCAUGUUAUUUAGAGGAAUGCAUACUGAGCACUGAUUUAUAGGGAAUAUAUGGUACCCAGCCCACAGACAGACAUCCACUCCAAAAAAGUGACCCCGUGUGCCUUUCCUUUUUUGUUUUCUCUUUGGGACCACAUUUUAUGUUCUGUUCUAGCUCCCAAUUUAAGGAAUUAUGUUACCUCUCAGCUGGUACAUUGCAUCUUUGUUAUAAAGACUGAAGCUCUAGGUUCUGCCGGCUUCUGGAAGCUUCUUUUUAGGUCAAUGAGAACAAGGAAUUUAAAUUAUAUAUUUUUAAGUAACCAUCUUGAAUUGUUGUCAUAAAUGUAACCAGAGUUCUUGGUAUUUUUAUUUUAAAAUACAACUCUGUUUUUCUCUGUACAAGUGGUAUUUUGUCAUCUUUUCAAUUCUCUAAUUAUUAAGAGUACUCAGAGAAGAAGAUAGAAAUAAACAUAUGGCUUUUCUCCUAACCAAAGGAGAGAGUUCAUGCUCUGCAUUCCCAAAUAUGCUUUCUUCUUGGUCACCUUUUUUUGCAAACUUGUCAUAGUGGAGAGAGUUAGAAAGAUCUGAGUUUGAAUUCUGCCUUUGAAACAUUACAGUCUGUGUGACUCGAGCAAGUCACUUAACCUCUAAGUUGCACUGAAGACCACAGUCAGUUCUGCUGUAAUGCACCAUAUGUGUUCCUAUAAGUCAUCUUGCUAUGCAAGAAUCACACAAUCAAAACCACAGUGCUUAUGGUUAAAAUGGAGCUGGAGGCACAAAACUUCCAGCUUUAGACAUUUAAUUUCAUGGCAUUGUCUCUGAUGGUUCCUAAUGUGGAUGGCUUUAUGCCCAUUUCUUGGGAGAGAUCACUCUUCUCUCAUUUCUUUUUUUUUUGGUAAGGGAAUAAACAUUUUUAUUUAUAGUUUUGAGUUCCAGUUUUUAAUCCCUCCUUCCUUC